Molecule: messenger RNA, 2943 nt
Organism: Theobroma umbraticum
Lineage: Eukaryota; Viridiplantae; Streptophyta; Magnoliopsida; Malvales; Malvaceae
Source: RefSeq, a predicted model, not a curated record
GAAGAAGUCAGAAAAACCGAGCCGUCGCUGCCUCGGCUGCGAUUUAUAUAUAUAAGUCAUGACAGCUUUUUAUCACUGAUGAUUUCCUAAAUUUCCAACGCCUGAAGCUUCAACAUAUAUCAGUUGCAGAGCUUGCUAGCUCCGAAAACUCCGCGCUUCUCGGGUUGGUCCUAACGCAAUUUACUAUCUCAACCUUUUAAACGGGACGGAGGCCGAUUCCAUUACAACAGACGAAAACUUGAGUUGGGAAAUCUCUAUGAAGUUGAGCUGCCAUGUCGUUGCCAAGUCAUGAAAAUCCGAACGAGUUGACCCGGCACUCGAAUUCAAGCGAUGAGAACGUUAAUGAAGGUUCGACUUGUAGUUGGAGACCAAUUUUGCCAGCCAUGUCGCCAAACGAAUUGACCCAGCAGUUGAACUCUCAGCGUCAGCCAGAAGUUGAGGUGGAGGCCGGUUCUGUGGCAGGAAAUGAAGAUUCGAGUUGUAGUUGGAGACCAUUUUCACCAGCCUUGUCACCGAACGAGAUGAACCACUCGUUGAAUUCUAUUUUUGAGAAUUUAAUUGCUGAACAGCAGUUGAAGUCUCCGGAAAACUUUGAAGUGGAGACCAGUUCCGUGGCACAGACUAAUGAUUUCAGUCCCAUAUGGAUAUCAUUUGUAACAGACAUGCUGUCACUAGGAGAAGAUAAACCAAACGAGGUACCCCAGCAGAGCAAUUCUCCUGAUCAGCAGUUAAAUUCACUUGCUGAGAAUUUAACUGCUGAUCAGCUGUCGAACUCUCAAAGAGACGUUGAAGUGGGAGUAGGGUGUUUUCAACCAAACCGAACCCACCUGGAUCAUGAAGAAAGACCAUCUGAUCAAGCUUCAAAUGGACGAAAACAAAGGGGUCGUACACCAAGGGUAACACCAUUUGACAUAGCAAAGAUCCAACUUGAUCAAGCUGGAGCAUCAGCUGAAGCUUGCAAUGGACAGAAACGAAUUCGCACCGAGGAGCAAGAAAAUGAAAGAAAAAGGAAAAAAAAUGAAAGUGAUAGAAAGUAUCGGGCAGACAUUAGGAGUGAAUUGAAGGUGCUGAGGAAAAUCAAGCCAGAGUACGACAGGCUUAUGACAAUGGCGUCCAGUUUUGGUGGGAUUGAUCAAUUGGAGUCACAGAUUAAUGGCAUGAACUCUGACAUACAUAAACUCCGAGAGGAAGAGGUAGAAUACGACAUGUUUCAGCAAGGAACUGAAAUUCCAGAUCGAGUUCCAUCGAUGAGGGCAAACGAAGUCCAAGUAUGCGGAAUUGAGGAAAUGAAGUCCUUGUCAGACAAAUUCAAGGAAAUGGAGGCCGAUUGCCAUAGACUGCAACUAAUGAAAUCCAAGUACGGAGAAAUUGAGGACAUCGAAUCCAUGUUGGAUAAAUUCAAGAAUAUGGAGGCCGAGUCACAGAGGUUGGCGCAAAUAAAGAUGUCGUUCGGCGGAAUUGAUGAAAUUGAGCUCGAAAUAGUUAGGCUUAAGAAUAUGGAGUUGCAGCUUGAAAGAAAUAAGCAAAUGGUGAACCAAAAGGAACUGGACUCCUUUCAGGCAUCUCCUGGUAGUCUCCAGCAACUGGAGUUGGACCAUAUCUACAGACAACUGCAAAAGGAGGCCGAUUUGGAUCGAUUCGAGCAACUGAAGUCUAAGUAUGGUGGAACUGAGGAAUUGGAAAUCAAGUUGGAUAAAUUCCAUUGGAUGGAGGCCGAGUUACAUAAAUUGGAGCAAAUAAAGUCCAAGUUUGGAGGAGUUGACGAAAUGGAAGCCGAAAUAUAUAGGCUUAAGGAAAUAGAAUCGCAGCACGACAAACAAAAGGAACUGCAGUUUUUUCCGGAAUCUCCUGGUAGUCUCCAGGAGGAGCGUGGAGCGCAGUCAUUGGACUUGAACGGCCGCUCUGACGCGGUGUCAGCUGAUGGAAUCAACCUAAUGUCCCCUGCCGCUGUGAGGGGGACAAAUACAAUGCAUGGCAUGCAGUAUUCUGAUGUGCUUGUGACUAAAUUCAUGGCGAAGCUUGAUGAUGGCAGCGUUGUGAGCAACGUGGACCGCUCCAGCUUCAAAGAUUUAGAUGGAGAGCCCAAAAAAGUUGGCAAGUAUUGUCUCCCACCGUCUCUGGUCUCGACUGCUGAGGAUAUCAUCAAGGCCUAUGGUGAUAUCACGAAAAAAUGCAAGUUCAGUCCUAGAAUUAUUGAAGUUAUUUAUGUUUUGUUUUGUGCUGCAAUCAAAGAGAUGGGUGAUCUGUCGCUUAAACAAGUUACAGAAGAAGUUAUGUUGAAGUGGAGAGACGCCAUCAGGGAUGCUGACCGCAGUGCAUGUGAUGUGGAAUUUGCUAUGAAACAUUUGAAGCAGAUUGCUUAUGGUUACUUUGGUCUCAAAGCGUACAAUGACCACAAUAGCUUGAAACAGAGGAUGACAGUUCUAAAGGCCGAAGAAGAAGUCUUGAGAAAGGAGCUUGAAAAGAAAACAAAUGAGAUGAAGGCCGUUAAAGCCAAAGAAGGAGACUUAACAUCUGAGCAAUGCAAGGUUUGUCAGGAAUUAGCGGAUCAAUUUUUGGACAAAACCAUCAGUGUUUUUUGAUUAAUUGGAUCUAUGUUUUUUUUUAUUCUUUUGAGUAAUCUUGGGUCGUAGAUCAGUACUUUGUUGUAGAAGUUAAGUCAUUCAGUUUUAGGUGGAAAGUAGAGAAGUUGGUAGCAGUAGAGACUAGAGACUAAGGCUUUUAGUCCUUUAGAGAAAUCUUCAUUUUUCUUUAUUUUUGUUUAGUUUUUAAUUUAUUACUGUUUUUGGUUUACUGAGGGAAAGAGGAAGAAAUUAGGGCUCUGGUUUCUUAACUACUUUAGGAGCUAGCUAAGUGAACAUAGUGCUGUUAUAUCUGAAAAACUUGUUGAAAACAAAUAGAAUUGGUGUUUAUAUAUGUAGAGCAUAACAGUUUGGUUUUUCA